Notechis scutatus (mainland tiger snake) is the source of this 444-nucleotide messenger RNA. The record is from RefSeq and is a predicted model, not a curated record. NCBI's taxonomy places the organism in Eukaryota, Metazoa, Chordata, Lepidosauria, Squamata, Elapidae.
AAUGCCAUGGUGUGCGUUUGCAACGCAACCUACUGCGACACGGUGGAUCCGGUCUCCCUCCCUGACGUCGGCUACUAUGUCAAGUACACAACCAGCAGGGACGGCCAACGCUUGGAGCGGAGCGAAGGGCAAACAGACGCCACCUCAGGAGCUUCAGGUGGAAUUUUCUACACCUACAAUCCUUUCGUUCAGUACCAAUACAUCAAAGGCUUUGGAGGGGCAUUCACCGACGCUGCGGCCAUCAACAUCCUGAAGUUGUCUUACGCAACCCAAAACCAACUCCUCCGCUCUUACUUCUCGGAAGAAGGAAGUGAGUACAAUUUGCUGCGUUGGCCCAUUGGUUGCUCCGACUUUUCCACGCGGCCGUACAGUUACGACGACCAUUGCGUGGAUGACUUCGAACUCAAGUGUUUCGAGCUGGCCCCCGAAGACACCAAACUUAGG